Messenger RNA from Tribolium castaneum (red flour beetle), 1851 nucleotides. RefSeq names its product very long chain fatty acid elongase AAEL008004. The transcript is spliced from 8 exons. Gene Ontology annotation, biological process: fatty acid elongation, polyunsaturated fatty acid; fatty acid elongation, saturated fatty acid; sphingolipid biosynthetic process. The record is from RefSeq and is a predicted model, not a curated record. Gene Ontology annotation, cellular component: endoplasmic reticulum membrane. Bases 419 to 1225 code for a protein of 268 amino acids. Gene Ontology annotation, molecular function: fatty acid elongase activity. Lineage: Eukaryota; Metazoa; Arthropoda; Insecta; Coleoptera; Tenebrionidae.
UUUAAGCAAUUUGCAAAAGGUUGGUAUAUGGCGCUCGUAGUUUGUUGUGGAUACUUCGUCGACACCACUUACGAUUUUAAGUGAGACUCAGUGCGAUAAAUGUUCGGUGAAGAUCAGUGCUUCAGGUGACAGGUGCCUAAUACACGGAAUUUCGUCCGAACUGUUAUCAAUAGGAGCCCACUCAGACCAAAAAUCAAGGCAAAAUGAAUAACACUCCAAGCUGUAAUAAGACGAAAGUGAAAGUGUUUCACUGAUCUAUCUCAUUUUACUCGAGUUAUUUCGACCUAAAACCAAACCACAGCCCACAAAUUCGGAUGACUACACGCAGUUUACAUAAUUCGUGACAAGCAUAGGGCCUUGAGCAGAUCCCUGCGGCAAGCAUCCUCCCUCUGCAGCCAAUUGAAGAAUUACAAAAGAAAUGGUAGGAUUAGUGCGAAUGGCCUUCGAUAGAUACCACACGAUCCUAGAUAGGAUAAGUGAUCCUCGGACGUCAGACUGGCCGCUGAUGCAGAGUCCGGUUCCCACUAUAAUGAUGGUGGUGACAUAUUUGUACGUGAUCCUGAUCCUAGGCCCCCGCUUUAUGGCCAAUCGGAAGCCCUUCAAACUCCGAGAAGUACUCAUAGCCUACAACGGAGCGCAAGUCCUCUACAGCCUUUUCAUGUUAUACGAGCAUUUAAUGAGCGGGUGGUUCUGGGAUUACAGCUUCAAAUGUCAACCUGUCGACUAUUCCAACAACAAAAAAGCCUUAAGGAUGGCAAACUUAUGCUGGUGGUACUACAUCUCGAAGCUAACAGAAUUCGCUGAUACAGUCUUCUUCGUGUUGCGCAAAAAAGACAGUCAAGUUACUCUACUCCACCUGUAUCAUCACAGCCUCACGCCCUUGGAAACGUGGAUUCUUGUGAAAUUCCUUGCAGGUGGUCAUGGCACGUUUUCCAACCUAAUCAACAACAUGGUCCAUGUUAUCAUGUACUUUUAUUACAUGGUAGCUGCGAUGGGACCGGAAUACCAAAAGUAUUUGUGGUGGAAGAAACAUCUUACCACCAUUCAACUGGUGCAAUUUGGGCUAGUGUUCAUUCAUUCCGCUCAGUUGCUCUUCACCGACUGUGGCUACCCUAGGUUCAUCGGAGCUCUUCUCCUGCUUCACUCAGCGAUCUUCUUCGCUCUGUUCACACAUUUCUAUUACCAAACAUACAGUCGGAAGCAAAAGUCGGUCAAAGCGGAAUAGUAAAGAUGUAUAGUGUUUAGUAAAAAAUUGUAUUUAUUGUAUUGUAUAGUAGUGGACCAAUUGCAGUUAGACUUACUUUAAGUCGGUCGCGAGUCGUGGACGAGUUAGAGUAGGACUAAAAUGAAAAUGGACGACAAGUGUCAUAAUGUAGACAAAAGUAUUUCGUACUUGCUAUCUUCUUUUUACCUCAUCUGUGCAAUUCGUAUUUUAUGAUAUUAUAGUAGCAUAGUGACAGUAAAAUAUUCUUAACCUAGUCAUAGAUAGAUCUGUUUUAAAAACAGACGUGUAUUUAUCGAAAUCUUAGGGUGAACAUAACCGGUGGCGAAGAACCAACCCCACGUCAAAAACAGUUUGUUUUUCAAUUCAAUCAACGGAGAAUUUUGUAAGCGAUGUGUGGUGGAACAGCCGUUCUGUGUCCAUCUGUGGCGUGUGCUAGGAAAAUUAUACGCUUCUAAUAAAGAUGUAUGUAUUCAGUGAAUACAGAAGACGUAUCACCUUAAGCAACAUUUUUCAGUAAUUUUAUUGUAUUAGUUAUUGGUGUAAUAUUUGUUACAAAUAUGUUACGUAAUUUGUAUUUGCUCAAUGUUUUAUAUUUUUAAUUUAAAUAAAUUUGUGAAACGUGUUUA